This is a messenger RNA of Rodentolepis nana, 837 nucleotides long. NCBI's taxonomy places the organism in Eukaryota, Metazoa, Platyhelminthes, Cestoda, Cyclophyllidea, Hymenolepididae. The record is from the annotation of a GenBank genome assembly.
AUGACAGAUUUUCCUCCUGGUUCUAAUUUAUUAACCAAUGGAGACUCAGAGCAUUGGCUCUGUUUGGAUCGUUCUGCGGACAAAUCUUUAAACGAUUGUCAUGCCAAAGUAUCUCCACUUCUGGAUAUUGGAAAUCAGACUGAAUCUGAAAAUGGCGAGACUACUUCAGAUAACGGUUGGGAAUUUAUCGGCGAAGACCUUAAAAUUGACAUACCCGAUGAGCAUACCAAACGAUUGGCAAGCUUAUUUCCGGGCGUGAAAGAAUUUCCGCAUGCUGCUUCAGUAUACGGAGGUGAAUGUACUAUGUGCAGAAGUCAACUUACUCUUGAUGAUGCCACCUUGGACUUCUACGAUGGGAACUUCUACUGCUCCAACUGUCACCAGGAACAAGAAGCCGUUAUCCCUAGAGAUGUCAUUGAAUGCUGGGAUUUCUCCCUCAAACCCGUGUCUUUCGCCUCGAAAAAGUUCCUUGAUUCUGUUGCUCCCUACCCUCUAUUAAAUAUUGCUCUGAUCAAUCCAUCCCUUUUCACCUGUGUGCCUGAAAUGGCCUCCCUUCGACGGUUAAGACGAACCCUCUCCCUCUUGUGGUCCCUUAUUUCACGGUGCUCGAGAGAAGCUUCCAACAAUAUGACCAAAUUCCUCAAACAUCGAAGUUAUAUGCUAGAUAGUGUAGCCAAUAUUGACAAGUAUUCCAUUCGAGAUCUGUUGGAUGCUCCAAAUGGAGCUCUCGAGGAGGUGAUUCAGACGGCUGUUGACAAAUUCGCCAUGACUCAUGUGAAUUCCUAGAUCAAUCUCAACCAAUAUGGCCCUAUGCGUUUGCUAAUUUUAGGAGAGUAA